Hemiscyllium ocellatum (epaulette shark) is the source of this 3877-nucleotide messenger RNA. RefSeq names its product leucine rich repeat containing 3B (gene lrrc3b). The record is from RefSeq and is a predicted model, not a curated record. Bases 571 to 1350 code for a protein of 259 amino acids. The transcript has 4 exons. Lineage: Eukaryota; Metazoa; Chordata; Chondrichthyes; Orectolobiformes; Hemiscylliidae. Gene Ontology annotation, molecular function: protein binding.
AGUGACCGUAGCUACACAAGGAGCAAAUAUAGAAGUGACAGUUGUCUUGAAGAGUAGAAUGCUACUUAUUUUUAUGUAGAAGAGAAGCAUUGAGAAUGAGCAACUGUACAGGGCAAUGAGGUUGCGUGAAUGGGGCUCUGAAAAAUAUCAACAUUUAGGCUGAAUGUCACGUCCUGUAAAAAUAAAGGCUUAACUCCGCUGGCAGUACGGAUUUGAGAGAUUUCUAACCAGAACUCCUAAUUGAUGAUUUCUGGAAGAAACUUUUGAAGGCAGAAAUUUGUUGGAGGAUCACAAAUAUAAAAAGUGUUGCAAUGCUUCUGAUAAGAAGCAGAAGAAUUUUGAAUGAAAAGUCAUCAGAGCCUAAUGGUAUGCAGCCUUGGAAGGUGAAUGAAUUCAGGUAGAAGGUAUAAUACUUUUGAACAUCAUUAGCAACGUAUAAAUGUAGACAAGAUGCACAACUUCACUACGUUGUUUAAGUUGCUUACUGAAGAGGAAAAGAAUUAUUGCCAAAUGCCGUAUGUACGUUGUUGGAUGAAGCACGAGGCCGUGUGAUUAUGCAGACAUCCCAGCAUGAAGCUGAUGGACCUAUUCCUUGCCCGCCCAUCCUCCAUGCAUUUUCUGCUGCAGAGUUUACUGAUCCUGGUUCUGUGCUUUCACUCAGCCAGCAUGUGUCCCAAAGGCUGUAUGUGUUCUCAUGUCAGUAGCUUAAAUGUAAGCUGCAGCAAUGCAAAUCUCAAAGAGAUUCCCAAAGACCUUCCUCCAGAAACUGCUUUGCUUUACUUAGACUCAAAUCAAAUAAGGUCCGUUCCCAAUGAGAUCUUUAAAGACUUGCACCAACUUAAAGUGCUUAAUUUGUCCAAAAAUGUUAUCGAGUCCAUAGAAGAACAAGCAUUCAAAGGUGUGGCUGAUACCUUGCAGACUCUUGAUCUUUCAAACAACAAGAUUAAAAGUGUACAUAAAGACACAUUCAGCAAACUCAAAGGCAGGGCCCAGUUUUCUGACAACCCAUGGCACUGUGACUGCACCCUCCAACAGGCACUGCAUGGUAUGCCCUCGAACCAUGAAAUAGCCAACAAUAUCAUCUGUGAGACUGCAGCUUUGAAGGAACAUACUGGGAAAUCUUUGAUCAGUGCUGCAAAUGAAGCUGACCUCUGUAAUCUGUCCAAAAAAACAACUGAUGUGGCUAUGCUGGUCACGAUGUUUGGCUGGUUCACCAUGGUGAUCUCAUAUGUGGUAUAUUAUGUACGUCAGAACCAGGAAGAUGCAAGAAGGCAUCUUGAAUAUUUAAAAUCGCUUCCUAGCAAGCAAAGGAAGCCAGAGGAAUCUGAUGAUAUUAGUACUGUGCUGUAAUUUGUUCUAUUGAAGAAAAGGUUUUGAAAUAGAGUUUCUUGUGUGUUUAUUUCACUGGAUCUACUUUGCAGCAUUUAACUGCAAUGAAACUGAAGGCAGUGAAAUUCGACUGCUACAAGGUGGACAGAAAUCCAUGGUGUAUGUGAAAAAUGUAUGAAAACUUCUAGCAUUUCUACAAUGUUAUUAGUAGGAGAUAUUGCUAAGAGGAAUAUCAGGAGUCUGGUAUAAAACAAUUGAGGAUGUUUUCAGCUUCAGAAUGCUUUAUAGCAUUCCUGUGCCUAGUAAAGGAACGAUGCACAAAUGAUAAUGAAGAGCUGUCAAUAUCAUUGAUAGUCAUUUAAAAUGUAUGAACAGUUCAUAAUCGAAUAAAGUGAGAGUUUUCUUUUUACAGACUUUGGUUAAUCAUCGUCCCAUAUGUUUUGAGAUUGUGCUGCAGACCUGAAAAUAAACAAUUAAAUUGAAAACUAUUCAAGUAAAAGGGCCCUCUUGUGGCAUAGUGGUAGUGCCCCUUAUCCUGGACCAGGAGGUUUAGGUUCAAGUCCCACCUGCUGCAGGGGUGUGUAAUAAUAUCUCUGAACAGAUUAAUUAGGAAAAUAAUUUAAAUAUUAAAAAAAACUGUUCAAGUAAUUCUCUAAUGUAACUGGUAAAUUACCCUCAACCUGAGUACUCACAGGAGUAUGUCCAAAGCACAGUACGUAUUCUGCAGGAUGACAUGGAGGUCAUAUUAUGUUAGAUCCACACAGGCAAUAGGACAAAAAUAAAAUCUGAAAAUGACAGAACAAGCUGAUGUACUUUGCGGAAGUCAUCCUCUACUUGUUGAAGGUAUGUCUGAUUGUCGGUAGCUUCCGACCGUUUUGUUAAUUAGGAUAGGGUGUAGAACUCAGUGUGGCAGCUGAUCAGACCGUGGGCUGGAGAUUGGUGCCUCCAGUAGUUCAGUCAACCAAUAUGGCCAGAUGAGGAUCACUUGGAAUGGGAAUAAAGACCGAAGGGAAAGAAAGAUCGAUGAGAAGGAGAAGUCGAGGAAACUAUUCAUUGGAAAUUUUUCUUUCUUCACGUACUGAAUAACUAUAACAAAUUGAAAACUGUUGGGGUCAGGUACUGCAGCUGAGAAAGGUGCUCGAUCCCAAUUCCUCACUUUUACGCAGACAGCGAUUAAUUAUGGGUCUGAUUGUAGUUCUCCUUCUGGUAACUGUACAUAGUCACAACAACAAGAUUUCCAAUUGGUCUCAGUACCAUCACCCGUAUUAAUUAAUACAAAGUAAUGGCCAUCGUCCUAGGGGAUGUACCCAGAUAGGGCUACUCUCUUAUUAAGAGAGAUGCAGCUGGUGGUGGUUUAACAUGAGGGUCACCACACCUCAUGCAAGAGGUAAAGUUCUGGUAAUCUAGAAAACUGCCAGUUCUGUAACCUAUAAUAAACGUUGGUUGACUAUUUAGGCAGAAUUGGAAGGGAAUGUUAAGUAUCUAUCAAAAGAGAUUCUGAACCUAACUGAUUGAUGAUAAAAUCAACAGCCUGCCAUACAUUGUGAAAAUAUGAAUCUCUUAGUUGGUCUGGGCUUGGUAUUUUCAGUGUCAGAAUCCCUCAUACCUAUGCUUGCCAGUCAUUUGUGCAAGUAGACAAUUUCAAUUCUCCAGUAAUACCUGUUUGUACAAGUUUAAGAUGAGGGAAUGUUGAUAGCAGUGAAGCCAGGAUUAGAUAAGGUAGUCCAUGUUUUACUUAGGUAACAAUGUCAAGUAUGGUCCACUCUUUACUGAUGUGUCUGGCAAAGUGUCCACAACUGAAUACAGAGAUGUAGGAAUAACAUAUAGGUCACUCAGCCCUUUGGCCUGAUUCAACAUUACAUUUGAUCAUGGCUAAUGUGUAACUACAUUCCAUUUACUAAUAUAUCCUCUAAAUCAUUUGAUACCCUUAACGCAUAUCCAUUGAUCCCAUUCUGUAAAAUUUCAAUUGAUCUAUCUAAAUGUUUGGGAAAAGAGUUCCAGGUUGUAACUAUUCUUUACACGAAAAGCUGCGACUAGAUUUCAGUCCUAAAUGGCCUGGUUUUAAUUUUCAGGUGAUUCCCUUGUUCUGGCUUCUGGGAUGUGUCUGAUGCAACAUUAACCUGUUGAAACUCCUUGUCAUAGUUAACACACAGGAAGUUAAACUUUAACAAGGUACCACAGAACACACAGCAGAUGUCAGCACAUUCAGAAGGUAAAGUUGCUAACAGAAAUUGGUGAGAAAACUAAUAGAAAUCUCGCCUAAGUCGGACCCAUUGUAAAGUGCAAGUGUAAAAAAGUGAUACCUUGGCCUCUCAAAUAGAUAAUUAAUAGUGAAAGGAGUUAUUGAGCUGAUUAGGAGAGAAAUAGUUGACGGAUCUCCACAGAUUGGGCAUUCUGGCCAUCGUGGCUCUCAAAAUCGAAGUGAUUAACUUUAAGAAUAAGCACAAUCUAGCACAGAAUGCUUCUGAUCUCCUAAUAAGUGCCUGAAAUCUGUGUUGCUUGUUUAUGCAUUAAGUCUUACAUGAUUUCUGCGAGAAAAUACCUUUUC